Clupea harengus (Atlantic herring) is the source of this 2098-nucleotide messenger RNA. RefSeq names its product ETS domain-containing protein Elk-3-like. Gene Ontology annotation, cellular component: nucleus. Lineage: Eukaryota; Metazoa; Chordata; Actinopteri; Clupeiformes; Clupeidae. The record is from RefSeq and is a predicted model, not a curated record. Gene Ontology annotation, molecular function: sequence-specific DNA binding; DNA-binding transcription factor activity, RNA polymerase II-specific. Gene Ontology annotation, biological process: regulation of transcription by RNA polymerase II; cell differentiation.
GAGUCGCCGUGUGUUAGCUCCCCCAAGUGGUGCUGAAAAGAAACGUGGUGACGUCAGUGAACUCUCCUGAGCGUCGACAUGUAGUUCCAAACUUGCCAUAUGUGUUAUAAUAGACCAAAGCAAUGUUGACCAUCGGUUAAGCACGGUGAAGCAAAGGGAGGACAUUUCUAUUUACAUACCCGAUAAAGCGAUUGGGGAAUACUACAGGAGAGGAAGUGAUCCGACUCUCUGCCUGCUUCUUCCAACUUCCUGCUCAAAAAGAAAGAAAAAAAAACAGGAUCUCAUUACAGUUCAAGAAAGUGUCCUGCGACAGACAGUAUGGAAAAAGAAAUCCUCGUUCAGAAUUUUGUUUAGAAACCAUCAGGAAUAAAACAACAGAUUUCAUCGAGGGGGUAUGGAGAGCGCCAUCACAUUAUGGCAGUUUUUACUGCAGCUGCUCCUGGACCAGAGUCACAAGCACCUGAUCUGCUGGACGUCCAACGACGGCGAGUUCAAACUGCUCAAAUCAGAGGAGGUGGCCAGGUUAUGGGGCCUUCGAAAGAACAAGACCAACAUGAACUAUGACAAGCUGAGCAGAGCACUCCGCUACUAUUAUGAUAAGAAUAUCAUCAGAAAGGUGAUCGGACAGAAAUUUGUUUACAAGUUUGUGUCAUUUCCGGAGAUUCUCAAGUUGGAUCCUCAAGCCGUGGAAAUGGGUCAAGAUUUCAACAGGACAGUGGUAAUCAAAGAUGAGGCACAGGAGGUGGAGGCACGGGUGAAGGAGGAGGUGGAGGAUGAUGUGGAGGAUGAGGAGUCCCCAGACCCUGCCAUAUCGGCAGCCCUUCAAGUCCAGGCAUGCUACCAUGAGUACUUCCGUUCAGGCCUGUACCCAGGUUUGCCAUUCAGCUCCUUGCAGAGCCAGUCCCAUCUCCUGCAGGCCAUCCGACAGAGGCACGGAGAGCCCCGCGAAGAGGCCCAGAGCGUCAUUCAGUUUGUCUCCCAGGCUGCCGAGAAGAGCGAUGUCCUCCUCUCCUCGCGCCGUUCGUCCUCUUCCGAGUCUGCUUUCUCAUCCAGGCCCACAAGGCAGUCGCCCCGGUCCUCCUCGCCCUUCUCCGUUGCCUCUUCCCACUCUACUCAAGCCUGGAGGAGCCCCAAGCGUGAGGCUGAGGACUCUGAGCAGGACACGCAGCCGCUGAACUUAUCCUCAGGGAGCAGGGAGAGCUCCCUAACCUCAGACAAGAGAAGCCAUCAGGCAUCCGGCUCCACAUCCAGGAGCAAAAAGCCCAAAGGCCUGGAGAUCUCCAGCCCUUCUGUGGUGCUGACAGGAAGUGACCUCGGUUCUAUCGCCCUGAACAGCCCUGCGCUGCCGUGUGGCUCUCUCACACCAGCACUCUUCACAGCACAGACGGCGUCUGGGCUCCUGCUGAGUCCCAGCCCCCUGCUGUCAGGCCUCCACCUCUGGAACAGCCUGAGUCCUGUGGGGCCCCUGAGCCCUGGCCACUUGCAGGGCCACGCUCCCCUCUUUCAGUUCCCCACCUUACUGAAUGGAUAUGUCACAGUCCCCAUGUCCAGUCUGGAUGGCUCUUCCUCCCCCUUGCUGCUCUCAUCGACCAAUUACAAGUCUUGAUUUUCAGACAUGUUACACACCUAAACAAUUGUUACAUCACAAAGCAUCUUAUGCUUUAGUAUGAAGUCUACAAUUUCUCAGAAAACCUGCCCACGAGACAGAACGCGUGUACCCAGCCCUCCGAAUUCCAACCCGCUGACUUAAGACUUGCCGCGUGGAGCAGAAAAGUCUGAAAUCAAUAUGGAGAUUUGUUUAUAGCUGUUCUCUUAUUUGGCCAUCAUAACAGGAAAACCCAGUCAAGGGAAAGAACUGUUUUAUUUUACUUUCCUUGUAUAUAUUUCAUGUUGUUUUGUUAUUAUGUCAUGUCUCAUGUAAUGUGUUCUGUCUUACAAUUAGCACACGCUGUGCCUUCUGAAGUGAAAAUGACUGUGCCUUAUGUUUACCAACCUAAAUACUUAAAGACGAAAUUCCAAUUCAAUGGAAUUGCUUUCAUUUUUCCAACAAAAAGAAUAAGUUAGUUUUUUUUUACAAUUUGUUAAUUAAAGUAUAUUA